Molecule: messenger RNA, 2597 nt
Organism: Rhagoletis zephyria (snowberry fruit fly)
Lineage: Eukaryota; Metazoa; Arthropoda; Insecta; Diptera; Tephritidae
Gene: mRRF2
Product: mitochondrial ribosome recycling factor 2
Biological process (GO): mitochondrial translation; ribosome disassembly
Cellular component (GO): mitochondrion
Molecular function (GO): GTP binding; GTPase activity
Source: RefSeq, a predicted model, not a curated record
AAAGGUGUUCCAAGGUGUUUUCGUUGUCGGUCAGAACAUGGUAUAAAUGAUUUCGUUCGAAAAUGAGGGUGGACCCCCAAUGGGGUACGUGUGGCAACCAUAGAAUCAGCUGUUUAUCAGCUGUUUGAAAAAUGACUUUUUUCUUCAACUGUCGAUAAAAACAAACUUUUAGGGAUUUAAUAAAUUUAAAGAUAUUAAAAGAAACCACAAAUGACAAUAGCACGCAGCAUUUUGUUAAUACAAAGCAUUGGUAUACAUGCGAGGUCGCAUCGUUUUUAUAGCAGCGCAAAGUUGCGAAACAUUGGUAUUUUAGCACAUAUCGAUGCAGGUAAAACAACCACCACAGAGCGUAUGCUCUUCUACGCUGGGAAGACACGCACCCUGGGCGAAGUGCAUCGCGGGAACACUGUUACAGAUUACCUAACGCAGGAGCGUGAGCGCGGUAUAACGAUAUGCAGCUCGGCGGUCGCUUUCAACUGGCGUGGACACAAAAUAAAUCUUUUAGACACCCCGGGUCAUAUAGACUUCACAAUGGAAGUGGAGCAGUCGCUGCACGCUGUGGACGGUGUUAUUGUAGUGUUAGAUGGCACAGCUGGCGUCGAAGCACAAACAAUCACGGUAUGGACACAAGCUGAAAAACAUCGUUUGCCCAAGCUGGUAUUUGUGAAUAAAAUGGAUCGUCCGGACGCAGAUUUCAUGGCCUGCGUGCGUGACUUGUCGCAAAAAUUGGAUGUAAAACCCAUUUGCUUACAGUCGCCAUUGAAGGAUGAUAAGGGAAAUUUGGGUAUAUUGGAUGUAAUCACACAGCAAACGUUCACUUGGAAUACUGAAAGUUUGGGUCGCGAGUAUUCAGCACAGCCACCUUUAGAUGUACAUCUGGCAGAGUUGCAAGAGAAACGUUACACCCUGAUAGAUGAGCUUUCCGGUAUCGAUGAUGAGCUAGCGCAGGUAGUUAUAAAUAGUGAAGGUUUCGAACAAGUCACCAACGAGCUAAUCCAACAAGCCUUGCGACGCUCUGUAGCGCGGCGUAAGGUGGUGCCAGUGCUUGUUGGCUCGGCAUACAAAAAUGUAGGCAUUCAGCUCGUAAUGGAUGCAGUCAUUGAUUAUUUACCAGCACCUCAUGAACGCAGCCAGCUUUACGAUUGUUUUGGUGAAGAUUUUGUCGGCAAAGUUUUUAAAAUUGUGCACGACAAGCAACGUGGUACCUUGACGUUGGUGCGCGUGUUUCGUGGGGAAUUGAAGAAAGGCUCACGUUUGGUUACCACACGCAACACUGCAGAGGCGAUUAGCAAAGUUUAUGAGCCUUUAGCAGAUGAGUACCGGGAAAUUAGUGGAGUGCCAGCAGGAGAUGUAGCAAUAUGUGCUGGCUUGAAGCAUACAGUUACUGGUGAUCUGUUGACGGCAAGUGUCUCCACACUAAAAAGUGCACAAAAGCGUUUAGGAAAAACACUGAAAUUACCUGAAAACCAUGUAACUCCCGAAGAGAGCGAUACUGAUGCUACCCUAGUGAGUGAGAUAUUCGCCACAGAGCCACAAAUACCUGACGCUGUCUACUUUUGCUCCAUCGAACCACCUAGCUUAGCGACUCAGAAUGCCAUGGAGGCAGCGCUAAAGCAAUUGCAGCGCGAAGAUCCCAGCUUGCGUGUGAACUACGACUCUGUUACUGGACAAACAGUACUGGGUGGCAUGGGUGAACUGCAUAUGGAUAUUGUUAAAUCUCGCAUACUCACCGAAUAUAAAAUCGAUGUAGAUCUUGGGCCACUACAAAUUGCCUACAAAGAAACGAUUGAAGAGCCAGCAAUUGAGACUUUUCAGUUAGAAAAGGACAUAGCUGGUAGUAAGCAAAGUGUAAUGAUUACACUGGAGCUGACGCGUGAACAGAAAGAACUAUUUAGCUUAGAUAAAUCCGGCGAGAAUGCUGCAAAUUUAAAUACUGUCCGCCCACGCAUGCUGCAUGUGAUACGUAAAGGUGCGUUAUCGGCCUUGGAACGCGGGCCACGCGUUGGUGGCCAAGUGGUUGAAACACAGAUACGCUUACAUAACAUAACAAUAGGACGUGGUACGGCUGAUUCCUUUGUAAUGGCAGCAGCGGCGCAAUGUGUACAAAAGAUAUUAACCUCAGCUGGCACGCGCUUGCUUGAACCAAUUAUGGCUCUGGAAAUAGUUGCGCCAACGGAACGGAUAUCUGCAAUAAUGGCUGAUUUGACACGUCGUCGCGCCACAAUAAAUGACGUGCGGCCGAAAAGUGAACAAAAUAAGGUUAUAUCCGUUAAUGCACCAUUGGCUGAGUUAUCCGGCUAUUCCAGUGUGUUGCGCACCAUUAGCUCGGGCACUGCGAGCAUGACAAUGCAACCCUGCGGUUUUGCAAAUAUGAAUGCAAACGAUGAGGUGCGUGCAAUAAAAAGAGCGCAAGGAUUUGAAUAAAUUAAUGGAAAAUAUCUGCUUAAAGUUGAGAUUUACAACAAAUACAUAGACAGAUGCCAAUAUUAUUUUUGUAUUAUCUAUAAAUAAGUUUUAAAAAUAUAGCUAUUAACUUAUAAUUACGUAUAUUUACAAAAAAAAAAAAUGUAAAUAAAUAAAACAACAUUAAAUAUUUA